Miscanthus lutarioriparius is the source of this 1170-nucleotide messenger RNA. Lineage: Eukaryota; Viridiplantae; Streptophyta; Magnoliopsida; Poales; Poaceae. The record is from the annotation of a GenBank genome assembly.
AUGGCCGUGGCGUGGGACGACGUGGGCAACGCCAGCAGCAUACUGCAGCUACUGGGCGUGGACGCGUUCGGUCUGGCCUCCAUGAUCACGCAGGCGGCGCUGACGGCGCGGCGGAACCGCGACGCAUGCCUGCAGCUGGCGGAGCACGUGCGCGUCGUGGAGGGCCUGCUGCGGAGGCUCCAGACGCUGCCCCGGCUGAGGCGACACCCGGAGACGCGGCGCCCGCUGGAGCAGCUCGACGACGCGCUGCGCCGCGCGUACCUGCUCGUCAGGUCCUGCGGCCAGGAGCUGGAGCUCAGGAGCUAUCUCUACCAGCUGCUCACCGGCGCCCACACCGCCGCCAGGCUGCUCGCCGCGGAGGAGGAGAUCGACCGCUACAUCCGCCUCAUCCCCAUGAUUGGCCUCGUCGCCACCGUCGGUGUCGAGGUCACUCAGGAGGUGCUGGAGUUAGAUGGCGAGGAUUCAACCCUCUCCCAAGAUCAUGUUCUGCUACCUGGCGUUGAGGAAUUUCAGAUUAUUGGUGAACCUAAACCAGGAUUUACAUUAAGAGUGUGUGGAUUUCCAAUAAAUGGUACUAAACUUUGUAUUUUCCAGUGGGUUCGGUACCUUGAUGAUGGGACCAGGCAAUCUAUUGAAGGUGCUACAAUGUACGACUAUGUGGUUACAGCAGAUGAUGUUGACACUCUUCUUGCUGUGCAAUACACCCCUAUGGAUGAUGACGGUCUCCAGGGUGAGUUGGUAACAUCAUUUGCAAAUGGGAAGAGUAAGAUAGCCUGUGAUUCAGACAUGCAGAGUGAGAUCAAUGCGUGUAUUUCCAACAAAGAAGCUUUAUAUAAUGUUUUUAUACUGAACGCGGAUUCUUGGGAACUAGCCACGGUGAUGCUUAGGAGAACUGGCUACCAGAUUAAGGCCAAGAUGUCAGACGAACUCAUAAUUGAAGAGGAGUAUUCACAAAUGCUUCAGACGAAAAUUCCUAAUGGACGCACCACCCAAUUUGUUCUGGUAAGUUCUGGCGGUGUUAACCUAGCAUUCAACACAUGUGGAAUAACAGAGCCAAAUACUGAAGACUAUGAUGUUAGGUUGCGUGAUUUAAUCGUGCUGACUAUGAGAGCUUUCCAGAAAAAGGCACUCAGAUUGGAAUUGGAUGCUGAAGAGGAAGGCGAGUCUUAG